Molecule: messenger RNA, 690 nt
Organism: Mucor velutinosus
Lineage: Eukaryota; Fungi; Mucoromycota; Mucoromycetes; Mucorales; Mucoraceae
Exons: 4
Coding region: 1-690 (229 amino acids)
Biological process (GO): mRNA export from nucleus
Cellular component (GO): nucleus
Molecular function (GO): mRNA binding
Source: RefSeq, a predicted model, not a curated record
AUGAGUAACCUUGGAGCUCUCGACAUGGCACUUGACGAUGUCAUUUCUCAAAACCGCACCAACAAACGCAGCAGCAACAACAACCCUGGUGGUCGCCGUGGUGGUAACUCUCGUGGCGGUAUCAGCAAGAGCCGUUCUUCAGGUGGUCGCCCUUCGCCUUACAAUGGAGCCAGACCUGCACGUAACAACGCACCUGUUAGAAACAGUAGACCAGCAAGCAGCACCCCUCGCGCCUCGAAUAACAGCCUCGUUGUAGCCAAUUUACACUUCAAUGUCACCGAAAAGGAUCUCUAUGAUCUCUUUGGUCAAAUUGGUACAUUGAAGAGAGCUUUCCUCCACAUUGGUCCCAACGGUAAAUCUGCCGGUAUUGCUGAUAUCGUGUUCCAAUCUAGUCAUGACGCUGAAAGAGCCCGCACCACAUACAACAACGUAGAAUUAGAUGGCCGUCCUAUGCGCAUCACAAAUGCCUCCAUCAUCUCUGCCGUGUCCAAUGCUCCCUCCAGCAAUGCUCCCCGUCGCAGUAAUCUUCGUGGUGGUAACAGUGGCGGUCGUCGUGAUAACAACAGCAGCAACAACGCCCGUCGCAGUGGUGGUAACAAAAGAGAAUCUCGCCCCAAACCAAGCCAACAAGAUUUGGAUGCUGAAAUGGACAGUUACAUGGGCAACAACGAAGACAUCCAAAUGAACUAA